Molecule: messenger RNA, 2858 nt
Organism: Dalotia coriaria
Lineage: Eukaryota; Metazoa; Arthropoda; Insecta; Coleoptera; Staphylinidae
Product: calpain-7-like
Exons: 5
Coding region: 199-2634 (811 amino acids)
Biological process (GO): proteolysis
Molecular function (GO): calcium-dependent cysteine-type endopeptidase activity
Source: RefSeq, a predicted model, not a curated record
GAAGGUUUAUUGUUGAAUAUGUUUGGAACGCAGUGCGAUUAUUUUAUUUUAAAUCAAUUUUCUGUGUUUGUAAAGACAGGGAGUCCCGUACGCUUUUUUUUAACUAUUAAAUAUAAUAUCUGUACUAAUUGUACUUUUACAGGAUGAGUCGUGAAAAUCUUAAACAGAAUAUAAUUAGUGCAUGACAUCAUAACAAGAAUGAGUUCUCCUGCUCAGUUUGUUGAAGAUGCAAUUGAAGCUGCCAAAAGGGCUGUACAAUUUGAUUCUGAUGGUCAGCAUGAAGCUGCUGCCUAUUUCUACAAAAUUGCCUCAAGAUUACUCUUUCAAGCAGCUGCAGUAAGUGAUGAAGUACAAGUUGAAGGCCUUAAAAACAAGGCUGAGGAAUACAAAAAUAGGGGUCAAGUGUUACUGGAACAACAUGCAGCUAUCCAGGUCAACACUGAGCAAGACAAGAGUCGCCAGAAGCUGCUGCAAUUUAGAUUCCUCAUGCAACAAGCUCUGGAAGCAGAUGCAGCUGGCCUCCAAGACACUGCUAUUGAACUCUACACCAACACCAUUGAGUUUGUCACACAACAUUCAGAGUUAAUGCAAGGAGAAACCAAAGAAUUGACCAUUCGAGCUUUGGAAAGAGCUGAAGAAUUAAAAGGAAUCACAUUCUCACCCAGUUCUUCUUCAGCUGAAACUUCACCAACAAAGAGAAGUCAUGCAUACACUGUGAAUGCAGUUGGGCAGGCCUUGCCAAAACUGCACAGAGGAUCCAGUGCACAUUUACAAGUUGUAGGGAAUACAGAUGGUUACACAGAGGAAGAAAAACGAGUAUUAUUUCACACAUCUAAAAUCAACCAUCUGGAUUAUGUGCCUUUCAUGGCAAUCGAUUUAAAGGAAAAAUUUCAGUACGCGAUUCCGUUUACUGAUAAAGAUGGACACUUAGCACUGGCACCGAAACAACGACAAAGUUUUCAUUCCUGGGUGCGUCCACAGGAUAUCUGCCCAGAGCCUACAAUCCUACUCGGGAAUCAUCCAGAUUUUUACAGUAUCAAGCAGACAGUGAUCUCCGACUGUUCAUUUGUUGCAUCAUUGGCAGUCAGUGCCUUGUACGAGAAGAAAUUCGGGCGCAAACUGAUAACAGCAAUUAUCUACCCACGAAAUGCCGAAAAGAAGCCUCUACUCAACCCGUUUGGCAAAUAUAUGAUCAAACUGCACCUGAAUGGCGUCACACGGAAAGUUAUCAUCGAUGAUUACCUGCCGAUUAAUCGCCACGGACAAUUGCUAUGCUCAUACUCUGCAAACAAGAGCGAAUUUUGGAUUUCUUUACUUGAGAAAGCCUACAUGAAAGUUAUGGGCGGAUAUGACUUUCCUGGCAGCAACAGCAAUAUAGAUCUACACGCUUUAACUGGUUGGAUACCUGAACGUGUUGCCAUUAGACCUAAAGACGCUGAUUUCAAUAAGCAAAGCCUUUUUAAUAUUCUCGAGACACGAAUGGCGAAGGGAGACGUUUUGGUAACCGUCGCGACUGGGGAGAUGUCUGAUUCGGAGGCCGAUCGUACCGGUUUGGUGGCUACUCACGCCUACGCUGUGCUAAAUGUGCGCACUGUAAACGGUGUGCGUCUGCUGCAGUUGAAGAACCCAUGGUCGCAUCUACGAUGGCGCGGCAAUUAUUCCGAGCUGGAUAUGCGACACUGGACACGCGAGUUGCAAGCAGAACUUAAUUAUGAUCCACACAGUGCGGCGCAGUUUGAUAAUGGAGUGUUUUGGAUAGACUACGAUAGUAUUUGCGCAUUCUACGAUGUAUUUUAUUUAAAUUGGAAUCCCGAAUUGUUUAAAUACACGUAUUGUCUGCAUGCCGAAUGGAAGGCUGGAAUGGGUCCCACACGAGACGUUUACACAAUUGGAGCCAACCCACAGUUUGAGUUAGAUAUUAGCAAUGAAGCGACAGGGGCUGUUUGGAUAUUGCUCACUAGACAUAUAAUGGACAUUGAAGAUUUCAAGGAGAACCGGGAGUAUAUCACCGUGCUAGUUUACAAGAAUAAUGGCAAACGCGUAUAUUAUCCAAUGGAUCCGCCGCCUUACAUCGAUGGAGUACGAAUAAAUAGCCCGCAUUAUUUAUGCAAAAUCAUAUUAACACCAAACUCAUGCAGGAAGUUUACUCUAGUCAUAUCACAGUACGAGAAAACUGCCACCAUUUAUUAUUCAUUACGCGCUUAUGCAACUUGUCCGUUUGGAUUGAAAAAAAUCGAGGAACCAUAUCGAUACAAGAAGGAGAUUUCCGGUGAAUGGAAAGGUGCUACUGCGGGCGGUUGUGGCAACCACCAGGCCACGUACCGUAACAAUCCGAAGUGCAAGUUGGAGAUAAGCGGGGCAACGGAAAGCAAGAUCUUAGUGGAGUUGAAAGGUCCGAAGCAAUACCAGGUGGGUUUCGAUAUCACGAUCAAAAGUUUGGAGGAUGAUAGCGUCACAGCGCCGUUCCGGACAACUUCCUCCGGGUCGUACCGCUCCGGUUUCGUCAUCCUCGAACUCGACAACAUUCCCGCAGGAUGCUUGAUCAUAACGCCCACGACAUUCCUACCCGGCCAGGAAGGACCUUUCAUACUUACGGUCAAGUCAUCAUCACCGAUUCAGCUUUCGCUUUAUUAGUGCCUAAGAGAAAUAAAAUAAAAUAUCGUAAAGUUAACGCCAAGUUUUCUAGCAAUGUGAUCAUGUGUUGAAUAAUUUUUUUACCAUUCUAAUGAAUACGCUUUAAAAUUCAGGAGGUUCUGUUAUCAAUUUAGAAUAUGAUGUUGAUUGAUCAUGUUACGAUGACGUAUUAUGCACAGAUGUUCUCUAUGUAAUUGAAUGAGUAAUAUAUUUAUUUUUACUUA